This is a messenger RNA of Nicotiana tabacum (common tobacco), 1446 nucleotides long. The record is from RefSeq and is a predicted model, not a curated record. NCBI's taxonomy places the organism in Eukaryota, Viridiplantae, Streptophyta, Magnoliopsida, Solanales, Solanaceae.
AUGAGGAUGGCAGAUGACAAUGGAGAUACAGCCCUGCACAAGGCCGUGCGUAGCCGACAUCAAGAUGUAGCCAGACUUUUGGUUAAAGAAGAUCCUGAAUUCGAAUAUCCGUCCAACAAGGCCCGGGAGACACCACUGUACCUGGCGGCGGAGUCUGGUCUUCGUGAUGCUUUGGUUGAAAUCUUGGUAACCUGCAACAAACCAACUUUUGCAGCAGGUCCAUUUAAUCGAACACCUCUGCAUGCAGCAGUAAUUCAUCAACACACAGAUUGCGCGAGAUUACUAUGGCAAUGGAAUAAAUCUUUAUGUGAGGAAGCUGACGUGAGUGGUUGGAAUUCGCUGCACUAUGCUGUUUAUCUAGGAUUGAAAGAAGUAGUUUCUGAUAUGCUGGGGUGGAAGAAAUCCUUAGCCUACCUUCCAGCAGGCAGUGAAAAUCGCUGGACGACAACGUUUCACAUUGCAGCCAAUGCAGGUGAUGUAAACAUGAUAAAUGAGUUGUUAAAGUACCGCCCUGAUUGCUGGGAAAUGCUUGACAGCAGAGACAAAAAUGCUCUUCAUGUUGCCAUAUUGAACAAUCAAUUUAUGUUAGUUAAGUCCUUAUUAAAGUCCACGAAGUGGGAUAGCCUUGCUGACAAUGCAGAUGAUGAUGGCAACACUCCUCUCCAUUUGCUUGCCGCCUCUAGUUAUUGGGCCCAUGUGCCUGUGAAAUUAAGAGAAAAUCGCAGAGCAAAGACGAUGUCAUUUAACAAAGAAAAUCAGACUCCGCUUGACGUAGCAUGGUCUUGCAUAAAGAGGACGACAAACAAGGAAAGUAUCAGUGGCAGCUUGUAUCACGAUUUUGCUAACAUUGGUCGAUUUGGACGACGUGAGACUCCGUGGAAUACUUUGGAUGAAAUUCAUAUACAGAGGGAGUUUUCGAAGCGUGAUAAGGAAUUUGAAACAGAAAUCAAAAGCAUCAUGUCGGCAGCUCAAAUACAUCUAGUUAUGGCCACUCUAUUAGUUACAGUCACCUUUGCCGCUGGUUUCACAUUGCCAGGAGGUUUUGACUGCGAUUCCAAUAGCCCUAAUAAAGGGAUGGCGAUUCUAACAAGAAAAGCAGCAUUCCAUGUAUUUGUUAUUACGGAUGCCAUCGCCUUUGCAUGCUCGGCUGGUGCUAUAUUCAGCUACUUCCUCAUGGCAAUAAAUCAUCGACCAACAUCCUAUCAGGAUUACAGAAUUCUAUCGGCUCUCAGUAGAGUCGCAGGUCAGUUGCAGCUUCUGGCAAUGUUAGCAGUGGUAAUUGCAUUUGUAACUGGUAUGUAUGCUACUUUAGCAUAUUCACUGGGUCUUGCCAUUACUGUAUGUACCAUUGGUUGCCUCUCUUUUCUUUUGUACAUGUUUGUAAUGUAUAUUGUUGGAAGAGAACUUGUUUGAGAAAUAAAUGCAUCUUUUUCCUUUUCAGUGAAA